CUGUUUCCAGGUGAAACCAGCUCAGAGAAUUGAUGGGAUUUGCCCCAGGUCUCCCACCCAGCAAGCCAGCGCUAAGGACCUGGGUGUUGGCACUUGAGGAUGGUGGUUUGUCGCUCUCUUGUAUGAAGGCGAGAAGCCAGAGAGCCCUCAGUGACCACGGAUUCUCUGGACAACUCCACAGCCCUGUCCCUGCUCAGCCGAGGCAGCACCAGCACCAGCACCAGCUCAAGCACAAGGUUGCUGUCUUCAUGGGGCCCUGGCACCUCCUGAGCUCUGGGUGGCCCCAGGCCUCCUGCCUGGGGUGGGGGCAGGAUCUAGUAUCUAGUUGUGAGUCCAGAGAGUCAAGCCUCCCAGGGCCAGGAACUCUGUGGUCUGCAGAGUGUGAGGGGGAAAGGGCCCUGGGAAUUCUGGGAGAGUCAAUGGCCUGAGCUCAUGUUCUCCGUGCUUGUCUCAGAUGCUUGGUGCUCAGGAAUACCAGUGACUGUUAUCCUGGACAAGGUACACCAGGUGCCGUGUGGGGUGGGCUCCUGAUCUUCCUCAGCUAGUCUCCCAGCUCUGCCUCUUCAUGGCUGUGUUGGUCACCCUGGCAUGCCUCAGUGUUCUCCUCUGUAAACUGGGUCAGUAAGAAUGGUGGACUUUCAUAACAUGAGGCUGGAAGGUUAAAUGGAAAAACCUGUGAAACACUUUGCCCUGUGGACCUCAAUUUAUAGUAACUCACAUUGCCAGCAUCUUAUUGCCCCAAAAGUCCCCCACCCACUUCACCCCCAGCCAAGAGCCUUGUUUUGGCACAUUUUACACAUGGAGAAAGUGAAGUUUGGAAGGGGAAGGCGACAAUGCUCACUGCUGCCAAGAGAGGAACUAGCCAAGCAGUAGCACCUGCCUGGGUUACUCUAGCUCCAUUCAGAUCCUUGCCCAUCCUGGUGCCCUGCCUGACCUGCACCCUAGAUUGGUUCUCCUGAGCCCCAGGCGUCUCCACUGAUGGGGGUUUGCCUCCUCCCUUAGGGCAGAGCCCCUGGACUGCCAGGUUCCUUGCCAGGGAGGAGGAGGGUAAAUCCAUCUACGGGGGCCUGAGUGUGCCCUGUGGGACAGGCCAUUGAUCCCGGAAUGCCCCUGCCUGAGCCCAGCGAGCAGGAGGGCGAGAGUGUGAAGGCCGGCCAGGAGCCGUCCCCUGAGUCCCCUGAGACUGGCACAGAUGUCGUCCCCACAGCCCCCACAAAGCCCAAGGAAUUCUCCAAUCUGGUCCUGCUAACGGCCUCCACUGAGAACAGGGAUGGCGUGGGCUCCCUGCCCAAUGGAGUGCACUGUGUCAUAUCCCUGGAGAUGUCUGGCCCUGACACCCUGGCCAGAACCCUCCAGAUCCUGCCAGCAGAGGAGCAGGGAGGGCCAGUCCAGCCAAGCCCCCAGACCCUUGUGCAGAAAUGCAGCAAGCCAGACACAGCUCCCAAGCCCCUGGAGUUCCUGAGAACCCCGUUCGGGGGCCGCCUCCUGGUGCUCGAGUCCUUCCUGUACAAGCAGGAGAAGGCUGUGGGGGACAAAGUGUACUGGAAAUGCCGAGAGCACACCGAGCUGGGCUGCCGGGGCCGGGCCAUCACCCGAGGCCCGCGGGCCACAGUGAUGCGGGGCCACUGUCACUCCCCUGAUGAGGAGGGCCUGGAGGCGCGGCGCCGGAAACAGAAACUGCGCAGCCCAGCCCUGCUGGAAGGCGUAGGGGGUCCUGAGGUCCUCGGAAGCCAGGUGGAGGAGCCACUCAAGGGGGUAGGCCCGUGGCUGUGCCCUGAGGAGCCAGAGCCUGCCCCUGGGCUGCUGCUGAGCAAGCCGGCCCCAGAGGAGAGCGGGGGGCUACGAUCCCUGUCAGUGCUGAGCUUGCCCCCCAAGAAACGCCGGAUACUGAUGUUUGGAGAGCGCCCGCCCUUCGAGUUCCUGAGGACCUGUUAUGGAGGCAGCUUCCUGGUGCACAAGUCCUUCCUGUACAAGCGAGAGAAGGCUGUGGGGGACAAGGUCUACUGGACAUGCCGGGACCACGUACUGCGUGGCUGCCGCAGCCGGGCCAUCACCCAGGGCCAGCGAGUGACUGUGAUGCGUGGCCACUGCCAUCCGCCCGACGUGGAGGGCCUGCAGGCCCGGCGGCAGCAGGAGAAGGCCUUGGAGAGGCUUCAGGCCAAGCCAGGUGGCCCUGGGGGCCAAGUGGAUAAGCUGCUCCAAGGCGUGGACAGCCUGCUCUACCGCAGGGGGCCUGGCACCCUGACCCUCACCAGGCCCCAUCCCAGAAAGCGCACGAAGCCCCAGGCCCUGCAGGAGCCCCCCGCGGAGGACCAGGAAAGGGGCCUGGGAGGCCCUGAGUUCCUGAGGACCCCUCUGGGGGGCAGCUUCCUGGUGCACGAGUCCUUCCUGUACAGGCGGGAGAAGGCUGCUGGCGAGAAGGUGUAUUGGACGUGCCGGGACCAGGCCCGCAUGGGCUGCCGGAGCCGGGCCAUCACCCAGGGCCAGCGGGUGACAGUCAUGCGAGGCCACUGCCACCCACCGGACCUGAUGGGCCUGGAGGCCCUGAGGCAGCGGGAGAAACGCCCUGGUGCAGCCCAGAGAGGGGGUUCAGGAGGCCCUGAGUUCCUGAGGACCCCUCUGGGGGGCAGCUUCCUGGUGCACGAGUCCUUCCUGUACAGGCGGGAGAAGGCUGCUGGCGAGAAGGUGUAUUGGACGUGCCGGGACCAGGCCCGCAUGGGCUGCCGGAGCCGGGCCAUCACCCAGGGCCAGCGGGUGAUGGUAAUGCGCAGGCACUGCCACCCACCGGACCUGGGGGGCCUGGAGGCCCUGAGGCAGCGCGAGCAGUUCCCCAGCCCAGCCCAGAGGGAAGGUUCAGGAACCCUCCAGCCUCUGGAGUUCCUGAGGACUUCCCUUGGAGGGAGGUUCCUGGUGCACGAGUCCUUCCUCUACAGGAAGGAGAAGGCUGCUGGUGAGAAAGUGUACUGGAUGUGCCGGGACCAGGCCCGGCUGGGCUGCCGCAGCCGGGCCAUCACCCAGGGCGAGCAGGUGACUGUGAUGCGCGGCCACUGCCACAUGCCUGAUCUGGUGGGCCUGGAGGCCCUGAGACAGCGGGAGCGGCUUCCCAGUGCGACCCAGCAGGAGGAUCCAGAAAAGAUAAAACUUCUGCCUAAUGUUCAACUGUGCUUCAAGACCUGUUCUCCUGAAAGCCAGCGGACUAAUGGAAAAUUCAAAGAUAAACCCAGCAGUGAGUCUCAGUGAGGCCAAUCUCCUCUCCAACUCAAACAGAGGAAUCUCAUGUGUCGCCAGCAUCAUGUCUACGCGGGACGCUGGCAUUUCCCACCAAGUUAGCUGCUUCUGGACAAAAGCUCUUUUUCACUCUUUCAAAGCAUCAACAGCUUCACACUCCCUCAAGAGGCCUCCCAGGAGGAAAACUCUGAUGGUGUCUUCAUGCAGGCAAAGAAGAGUGCCAGGAGCUGGCAGCUUGCAGGUGUGCGUGAUGUGGGGAAGGCCUGACCUCCGAAAGAUCUGAAGAAGCAUCUUUUGACAAAGUCACUCUUCCCUGUUGUGCCGCCCCAAGCCACAAACACCUAUCUGUUUUCAGAGCACGAGACUUUGCCAAGGACUUUCCAGUUGGGUGUGGCCCUGCUUUGGCCAGGGCACGUUUGAAGAGCUUCCCACUUUUUGGAGCUGAGUUGAGCUGCCCUGCCUAGCUCCAGCCACUCAGGUGUUUUCUGGACGAGUGCCACGUGGGUCUUUGUUUGCCCCUUGGCCGCCUGCUGCUGGGGCGCAGCCUUCCAUUAGUAACAGAGCAGGCCAACCAGAGGUCCCGCUAUACACUGUCAGACUUCCUUUCCCUCACUCUUUUCCAACAUAAACUCAGUGUCCAUGAUCCCGAUGGCAGGUGUCAUUCCUGGCAGUGGGAGCCAGCAUGGAGCAGACUAUUUGGCUGAGGCCGGCAGUGUCCUGGGUCACCCACAUUCAUCUGAUGCAGGAGGAGGGGCAGACCUGGAUGGCAGCAGAUGUGCAUGUCUUUCUCUAGUCUGGUAACACAGCAGAGAACUGGCCUAGCAGGUCCAAAAGAAGCGGGCUGAUGUCCCCUGGGACUCCAGAGGCUGCCGCUCGCUAACAAGGACUUGUCUUUGACAGCAAGGCUCCUUGCCCUCAUCCUGUAAUUGCAGAAGUGGCACAAACAGCAGGCUCUUUCUCUCCUGGCAAGCUGGCCACAGAGCCUCCCGUCCGGCUAUGGGACAGUGACAUCUCGGGUGUCCCCCGCUGCCCUUCUGCUUGUUCAUUUCCCUCAAUAAAUCUUAUUUUAUAUCUCACCAUGUAGAGCUGGUGUGUGUGUCCACAUCCCCUUUGCAACAACAGCUGGCAUCACAAAGCCAUACAUUCCACAUAUCUCAGUGGCACAUGGUUGGAAACGGAGUUUGCCUGGAACCUCACACAGGCUCGAGGUGCCUGGUGAAAAGCACUGAGCCACAGUCCUUGCACCCAGCGGAGCCUGCGCUGUGCCCAUUCUGCAUCCCCUCCAGUGGGGCCUGCGGACCAGCAACUUCCCUAGUCCCAAGCCCCACGGCUGUCACCUUGGCUGGGCUCUAGGCACCCAGAAGUUGGGGUGCAGUGUGAGAAGAAUCUAAAGAGGGCACAGGCUUCUCUUUCCUCCUGGACAUUCACGCUGAUGGGGCCAGUACACUCUUCCUCUUCUCCACGCCUGCUCCGACCUUAGAGGACAGAUGGAUGAUGCAUGUUGCUCGGACGGAGGAUGCCAGAUGGACAUCAGUUUGGACACUGUCAUCAUCUUGGGUGGCCUCAUGGCCACUUAGCCACUGAACUCCAGAAGUGUCUCCUAAGUCCACUUCCUCCAUGGUUCCAGAACCACAAAGAUGUCCCUUGCCCCAUCAUUGUCACAGAGCAAAGUGCAAGGGGCAAUCCCUCUCUUGCAAGCUGGGGCCCCCUCUGCGGACAGCGACACCACAUCUCACUCUGUUGCUAGUUUCCCCCAAUAAACCCUAUUCUAUUAUGUCUGCA
This is a messenger RNA of Miniopterus natalensis, 5010 nucleotides long. NCBI's taxonomy places the organism in Eukaryota, Metazoa, Chordata, Mammalia, Chiroptera, Miniopteridae. The record is from RefSeq and is a predicted model, not a curated record.